This is a messenger RNA of Dioscorea cayenensis subsp. rotundata (Guinea yam), 1460 nucleotides long. RefSeq names its product patellin-6-like. The record is from RefSeq and is a predicted model, not a curated record. Gene Ontology annotation, molecular function: lipid binding. Lineage: Eukaryota; Viridiplantae; Streptophyta; Magnoliopsida; Dioscoreales; Dioscoreaceae.
AACCCCUAAUAAACACACAAGAGCUCCUCAAUCUCAAAGUUCAAAACCCCAACACCUCCCACCUUCCCUUCAUCUCUUUCAAAGCUUCAACAAUGGAAGAAGACCAACAACCUCAAACCCUAACCCUAACUCCAACCCCAUCUCCCAAACCAGUAAAACGAAACCUUGUAAGCUCUCUAAUGGAAGCCGCCACUUCCACUCUCCUCCCUCGUUCCUCCUCCUUCAAAGAAGACUCUUAUAUCUCCUCCUCUCUCACCUCCUCUCAACUCAAAUCCCUCCAAGACCUCAAACACCUCCUCUCCUCCUCCUCCUCCCCUUCCUCUUCUCCACUCUCCAUCUUCAACAUCCCUCUCCUUCCCUUCUCCGACCGCUCCGACGUCAUCCUUCUUAAAUUCCUCCGUGCCCGUGACUUCAACCCAACUCUCGCCCACUCCAUGCUUCUCCGCUGCUCCUCCUGGCGUUCCUCCUUCAAUGCCGACACUCUCGCCACCGCCUCCUCCGACGAGCUCGGCUUCAAAGACCUUGAAUCUCUCGUCGCCUUCAUGCAUGGCCAUGAUCGCUCCGGCCACCCUGUUUGCUAUAACGCUUAUGGCCUCUUUAAAGACAAAGCUAUAUAUGACCGUGUCUUUGGUGACGCUGAUAAGCUCUCACGUUUCCUCCGGUGGCGCGUCGCCGUCAUGGAACGCGGCGUCCGGUUGCUGGACCUCCGUCCCGGCGGCAUCAACUCCAUCAUUCAAGUCACUGAUCUCAAAGACAUGCCCAAGAGAGAGCUCCGUGUUGCUUCCAACCAAAUCCUUUCUCUCUUCCAAGAUAAUUAUCCUGAGAUGGUUGCCAGAAAGAUUUUUAUCAAUGUGCCAUGGUAUUUUAGUGUUUUGUACUCAAUGAUAAGUCCAUUUUUGACUGAGAGAACCAAGAGCAAGUUUGUCAUUGUAAGAGAAGGCUACGUAGCUGAGACACUCUACAAGUUUAUUAGGCCGGAGUUUGUGCCGGUUCAGUAUGGUGGUUUGAGCAGGCCUGGGGACUUUCAGUCAGGUGCACCAAAACCGGCUUCGGAGUUCACUAUCAAAGGUGGUGAGAAAGUUAACCUUGAGAUUGAUGGCAUUGAGAGUGGGGCAACGAUAUCGUGGGAAAUAGUGGUGGGAGGAUGGGAUCUGGAGUAUGGGGCGGAGUACGUGCCACGGUCCGAAGGGAGUUACACGAUAGCAGUGGAGAAGACACGUAGGAUUCCUGCGAGUAUGGAGGAACCGGUGCAUAACGUGUUCAAUUGUAAGGAGCCCGGGAAGCUGGUGCUGUCCAUAGAUAACACCGGAUCUAGGAAGCGGAAGGUCGCGGCUUAUCGUUACUAUGUUCGUAAAGCUUAAGUUUAGUUUAUAGUUUUAGUUUUUACUAGUGAUCAGUUGUUAUUGCUGGUUGGGUUUUAUGUAACUUUAGCAAUAAACACCUUGUUUUUGUUGGUAAUA